CGAUUUGACGCACGCCCCCGAAGCGGCCGGAAGCUGCGCUGAGGCCGCGCUAAGCAGGAAAGUGCGGCCUAAACAGAAUCCGGAGUAAUCCUACAAAGGCCUUGGGCUCUGAGUGUAAACGCCCCGACGCCAGAGCAGCCCCAAGGGAGAGCUCCAUCCUGAGCCUGAUAUUGCACGGAAGUACAGGAGUAAAGGACGCUCUUUCUAGUGCAGUGGUUCCUUUGAGUUCUGGACGUCAGCUCCCAGAAUCCUCAGCCAUCCUGGCUAACAGACGGGAAUCCUGGGAGUUGUAGUGAAAAGACCAAAGUUAGGUCUAAUAUAGCUAUAGUAUAUCUGCUGGAUAUCCCAGUGGCGGGGAGUUCCCCGUUCCGCUUCCAAGCUGGAACCGCACGCCCGUCCCGGCGCCUUCGCCCUGGGCGUCCCUCCGCACGUGCGCACCGUCGUCCUGAUGCACGGCCAGGGCCUGCCGCCUGGAUCGGGGACCGCGAUGACCGAGUUGCCCGUGAGCCAGCCAAAAAGAGGAAGAGGGGUGUCCUGGACCUACGCAGAGACGGCGGACCUUAUCGCCCUAUGGGGCCAACCGAUCGUGCUGGAAAAGCUGAAGCAGUUCCACCGCAACAUAGAGACCUACAACGAGGUGGCGGAAGCCAUGCGGGCCAAGGGCCACCAGCGCACGGCGGAGGAGUGCCGCAGGAAGUGCAAAACCCUCAAGGGGGACUACCAGAAGGCGAGGGAGCAGUACCAAUCGCGCGCGGGACGGGGCGCUCCCACCAUGCCCUUUUUCAAGGAGCUCCACGCCUUCCUUUCUCCCGAUUCCAGACCCAGCACAGUGGACACCGGCUACGAAAUCACCCGGGUCCUAGUUGGCCAGGAAGUCAAAAAUGAAGGCGGGGAGGACUCCCUCGAGGCCGGAGGAUCCCAGGAGAUUUUGGAGACCGCUCCAGGUGAACAGGAAGACCUCCCGGACUCGGAUGAGACGUCCGCCAGUCAGAGAGCUUUGGACACCUCCUCCAUGCCAUCAUUCCAUUGUGGAGAGCGGACCUCCGCAUCCUCCAGGUCCAUUAACCACCGGGACCGCUCACCUCUCCAGCAGGCCGCCACGGCAGCCAGCGAUGACAGCCAGGACGAAGAGAGGCCAGACCAAGAAGGACCAAGCCAUAUAGCCAGACAGCACCCGGUGGCCCACCUGACUGAGUUCCAAAGAAGGAGGGUGCGUGGGCCAGCAGCAAUGGCGGCUGCUAGUGCCAUUGAUCGCCUCAUGGAACAAAACUCAGAAAACAUGAGGAAACUCCUUGCACAUCUGGAGCGGGAGGGGGAGCGCCACAGGAUGGUGGUUGAGAGAUCCCUCCAGCAGCAGGAACGCCUCAGUGCCACCCUGGAGGCCCAGACUGCUCUGCUGGCCACCCUUGUGGAAGUCAUGAGGCCAGUCCAGGGUGACAGAGAGGGGGCUGUAGGCCAGGGGACAGGGAGAAGGGACACUCCUGAAGACGAGGAGGAGGAGGAGGACACUAUGGAGGUGUACACCCAGGAUUCCCCCCUUGAGGAAUCUGCCAGCCUCCUGAGUGCACUGGCUGAGGAAGAGCCCCCUUCCCACCCCCAAGUGAGAAGGCCAGUUUCCCGACAGGGGAGGACAGCUAGAAGAGGCAGACGACCCAGUACCCAUCCCCAGUGACAUGGCUGUCACACCCAGAGCCACCACCAGCGUCCUUGCCAGCACCUUCCCCCGCCACACACUAGCCUAUCCCUGACUACCCUCACCAUACCUGCCUCCCUGGCCUCCUUUGCUACUAUGACCCACUGCCCAUGCGUAUAUACAAAGAGGAUGUCAUUUUAAGAAAAAUAAAAACA
This is a messenger RNA of Sceloporus undulatus (fence lizard), 1848 nucleotides long. RefSeq lists its product as uncharacterized. The record is from RefSeq and is a predicted model, not a curated record. NCBI's taxonomy places the organism in Eukaryota, Metazoa, Chordata, Lepidosauria, Squamata, Phrynosomatidae. The transcript has 3 exons. The coding region runs from base 449 to 1672 and encodes 407 amino acids.